AUGUUUUCUAAAUCGUGUGUAAUUUUUCACAUCAUUUUACAAAUAACAUGCGAGCCCGACCAGCGGGUCAUAACAACAUUGAAAUAUUCAAAUUACUAUGUACAGCCGACGAUAGUGAAUGGAGAACCAGCUAUAAGCGGACAAAUACCAUAUUUAGUUUCGAUAAAAGAGCCUAUAAAGAAAAUAGGCAAGGAUAGGACGAUUUGGAAGAAUUUAUGCGGAGGCAGCAUUAUAGGGCAGGCGAAAGUAUUAACAGCCGCGCAUUGUUUUGAAGGAAGGAAGUUCUUUUACGAGAGAAAUCCAUUUUACCUGCGGAUUGUGGCUGGAAACCUCCGAAACGAUGUAGCGCAUUCAGGAGAAACUGAGACGAACGUUAUCAACCAGUGGAGAAACAUAUCCAAGGUGGUACUCCACAAACAUUUCCACUUCCCCAACAACGACUUGGCUCUCGUAUACGUGAGUGAGAAUUUUAAAUUCAGGAGCAACGUAGACUAUAUUGUCCCAGCGUCCAAAAACUUGGAUUAUACAAGGAGCUGUAUAGCAGCUGGCUAUGGUCGAACUGGCUUCGGUUGGACAGAUCCCAUCUCUCCAAUACUACUCAUAGCGAGGAUAGAGACUAUGCCCAAAUGGAGAUGCUCCAGGGUUUGGGAAAUGAAUAUGAACACGUUCGUAUGUUCAGCAUCAGCGUUCAGUGAUGUGUCCAGAGGAGAUUCAGGCGGGCCUUUAGCUUGUAAAGGUACACCAGACCCUAAAGAGGAAUCAAAUCGUGAUUUAUUAGUAGGGGUGGUCAGUGGGAAGAAUUUUGACAAGACUACCCUCUACACAAGAGUAUCAGCUUAUCAUGACUGGAUAGCGCGAGGCUAUGCAUUGGGCGGUUCGUUGGGCGGGCUGAUCCGCCCAAAUAAAAGCCUUGCUACGAGCCUCGUAGCUCACUCGUGUCGUAGCAGACGUAGCAGUCGUAGCAAAAACCGUAGCACCUUGAAACUAACACUCAGUACCAUAAAAAUGGCUUUUGGUUCGGAAGCGAGUCGUGUGUUGCUAUGUGUCUGCCUGGUCGCGUGUGUGGCGAGUGUGUUGUCUGCGCCAGCCCAGCUGUGUACAGCGGCGGCAGAGGACGACCCUCGUGCUGCCCGCUUCUGUCAGGCUCUGAACACCUUCUUGGAACUUUACGCUGAAGCUGCGGGCGAACAGGUGCCCGAAUAUCAAGCCCUGGUCCGCGACUACCCUCAACUCCUGGACACCGGCAUGAAGCGUCAAGACGUGGUGCACUCCUUCCUCCGUUUCGGUCGCCGCUGA
Messenger RNA from Danaus chrysippus (African queen), 1296 nucleotides. The record is from the annotation of a GenBank genome assembly. Lineage: Eukaryota; Metazoa; Arthropoda; Insecta; Lepidoptera; Nymphalidae.